UCGCUGUUCCAACUUGUAAGCUGUCAAGAAACUUACGCAAGUUUUGUUUUAUUUUCCAGGAAAAAUGACAACAUUAUUUACCAAAAUCCGUGUUCAACUGUUUUUUUUAUAAGACGGAGUGAUUAUCCAAGAGAACAACAGGCUUAAACCCUUAAACUCGGGACUAACUUCCGGCUCGAGCCAAAGGUCACACUAAAAGUGAGGCUGCGAGCGGGAAGGAGCAAAAAUUAAAAAAUGGAGAAGUACGAAAACCAGGGUUUAGUGGGAGAGGGUAGUUAUGGGAUGGUACUCAAGUGUAAACACAAGGAGACUGGGCAACUAGUGGCCAUCAAGAAGUUCUUGGAGAGUGAGGACGAUAAAAUGGUGAAGAAGAUUGCGCUGCGAGAAGUCCGUAUGCUAAAGCAACUGCGUCACGACAACUUGGUAAAUCUUCUAGAAGUGUUUCGGCGUAAGAAGCGGCUGUACCUCGUGUUCGAGUUUGUCGAUCACACAGUACUUGACGAGCUAGAAAAAUGUCCAAAUGGUCUCGAUGAGACGACAUGUCGUAAAAUACUUUGGCAGGUUCUCAAAGGCAUCGAGUUUUGCCAUCAUAAUAAUAUAAUUCACAGAGACAUCAAGCCAGAAAAUAUCCUAGUCAGUAAGAACGGCGUGGUGAAGUUGUGCGACUUUGGGUUUGCACGAACUCUCGCUCAGCCUGGGGAGAUAUACACAGACUAUGUGGCUACACGCUGGUACAGGGCCCCUGAAUUACUUGUGGGGGACACGAAAUACGGCAAGGCAGUAGAUGUGUGGGCAGUUGGCUGUCUUCUGGUGGAGAUGUUGACAGGUGAACCCUUGUUUCCCGGGGACUCUGAUAUUGACCAGCUCUACCACAUUGUUAAAGUGUUUGGUAAUUUAACGGCCCGACAUAAGGAAGUGUUUCUGCGAAAUCCCCUGUUUGUUGGGAUGAGAUUGCCAGAAGUAAGGGAGGUGACACCUCUUGAGAAAAAGUUCACAAGAAUGUCACAGUUCUCAUUAGCACUUAUAAAGGUUUGUCUGAGACUUGACCCGGAUGACCGACCCGUGUGUUCUGAACUUCUAAAGCACGAGUUCUUCACGAGAGAUGGCUUCGCACAGAAAUUUUCUCAUGACCUUAAGGCGAGACUCACGAAGGAACAAGAGAAAAACGCUCUGCUUCAUUCUAUCGUUCAUGAUAAAGAUGACGAUGGUGAUAACAAUAAAGCCGUGAAAAAGAAGAAGAAGCCCCUUAUUAAGAAAGUUGAGGCACACUCUAAGGUGGAAAGCAAUAAAGCUAGCUCAAAUAAAGAUGAAAAACACAGCUCAGAGGACAAAUCAAAACAGAAAGGUUCUGACACGGACAAAGGUGCGAGUAAAAAAGUAACCCCGCCUUCAACAACGAAUAAAUCAAAUGCACUAAUGACGUCGGACAAUAGUAAACAAAAAAACAGUCUAGUUAACGGAGACUCGACACCAGUCGAUAAACGAAGCAACUCUUUGGACAAAACAGACGGUAAAACUGUAAAAAUUCCGAAAGUUGAAACAAAAACUGAUAAGUCAGAAAAAGAACGCAGUUCAUGUGAAAAGACCGAUAGAGACUUAACUAGGAUAGAGCUUAAAGAAAAGACUAAGCUUGAAUUGAAACAUGAGAAGUAUGAAAAGUCAGACAGGGAAAAAGAUAGUUUAGAAAAUCGAAGUGACAGUAGGCUCGAUAAAAUCGAUAAAAUGGAAACUAGUGUAGAUAGAAACAAAGGUGCUGAUUCACGAUUGGAGAUGAGUAAGGAGAAAGGGGAUGUAAAAGUUGAGCGCGAAAAACGGGAAAAAUCGGACAAACUAGAAAACGAGAGGGAUGAGAGUCGGACGUCAAAAGAAAGGGAACGUGACAGGGAAAAGGAGAAUAUUAUGUCGUUUAAAGAUUCGUCGACGAUUCCACCCAUCAACCCCUCGGGUCAUGGCUUGCAUAGUAUGAAUAACACGCCCACCAUUCCGUCACUUACCAGAAUAUCAAUCUUUUUAAACAACAGCAGUCCUAACAUGAUGAACUCAAAUAUGACUCCCCACCCCCAUAUUUUUGCUCCGCCCGUAAACAAUAUGACCGCGACCCAGAGUCCCCGUGGGGCGGUGACCCCUUAUUCGGGGGCUAUGCCCUUGAGGACAUCAUCAUUUAGAAGUCCUGAAGGAAAGCCUUAUUCCUGGCAAGCAUACUGGAAUUUUUCUAAGGUUAACGAUAAGAUGUUAAAAAAGCAGGCAAACUACAAAAAAGCUCCCCCAAACCAUCACAGUGUCCUGAUAAGCCCGCAGCCACUUCAGUCCGAGAAGAGCCACCUACACGAUAAGUCGCUUGAGAAAUUACGCACACAAAAAAGGGAGACAACUUUGUUUGAUGUUAGAAGAGACAAAGAGAUGAUAAGCUUUCCUGAAGUGCGAGGAGCAGAAGCGUCGUCUUUGAAAGUGAAAAGCAAGACGCAGACAUUGUCACGUUCGAAUGUCGCGACAAUCCCUCAUAUAACAAACAUCGACCCGUUCCCCAGUAGUAGCCAGGUGGAAACCCACACUUCAGAAAAAAGCAACGAGAACAACUUACCCUCAGUAUGAUGACACGUCUGCUUCCUCCCGGUCUGAGGCGGGAGUUACCAUGACAUCAAAGGAACUGGAAGUAGAUUUUUCACCACAGGAAGUGAUGUCAAUAGAACAGGAAAUGAUGUCAUUGCAAGGAGAGGAAGUGACAUCGCAAAAACGGAAAUCUGAGAAAUCCGAUAGAGAACUGCACUAUAUUGUUCCAACAUUAGCGGUCUUUAAGCUAUGAGUUCAAUGGUGCCUGAUUUGAUAAUUAUUAAAGUUUAGAUGGCUUGAACAUUCAAAGGCUUGUCAAGGCAUGAGUGAUUUCCAAUUUAAGUCUCUUCCUGGCAUGUUUAAAACUCCCAGCAACACCAUAAAAAAGGGAUAAUACCAAUACAGCUCCAUAUUAAUUGUUUCAAAAGGAGCAUACCCUAUUUGACUGUAAUUCGUUCAAUGUGAAUUUCUUGAAUCUUAUUUGUUUUUCGAGGAAGUAGGUGUACACUAGAAUUAUGUAUGAAAAUAAAAACAUUGUAUUUUCGAAUUAUAAGUCAUUGAAGAUUUGACUUAUUGGACUCAGUCAAGAAGAUAAUGGUAUGAUAAUGAAGUAUGCCAUUUCAUAUGUGUUAAUAAAAAAGUACAUUAAAGGGUUUCGUUCACAGCUUUUAUAUUAGGGACAAUUUUUUAAAGACUUUGAUGAUUCACAAACACCAAACUUUAACUUGCAGAUAGGGAGGGGAACUAAGACAUGUGUUUGUAUAAAACAAUGUGAUGCUUUUAUCUUAAAGCUGCACUCUCACACAUUUACCAUUUUUACAACUGUUUUAUUUUUUGUCAUGGAAAGAGCAAAUUUUUGCGUAAAUAUCUGCAAACCAAUGAUAUAAGAUUGCUGACAAAAGAUCCGAUUCCAGAUUUUCUUAUUUCCGUUUGAAAAUUAAUGUUUUAUGGCUUAAACCGUUACUAACGGUUUAAGAAAAAUGCAUAAAACAUCAAUUUUUGAACUUUAAUAUAAAAAUCUGCGAUCUAAUUUUUGUCAGUAGUCUUUUAUAACUGGUGUUCAUCGAUUUCCGCAAAAAUUUGGCUUGUUUCAAGACAAAAAAUAGAAAAGUUGUCAAAACGUUCAAUCUGUGAGAGUGCAACUUUAAUGUUUUACCUUCUUAAAAUAAAGUUAUUAUUAUUAUUAUCAUUAUUGUACCAGAAGCCUAAAAAUGUUCAAUUAAAACAUUACAAAUGCUUUCGGCAAAAUAUAGCAUUUUAUGUCAUUUUUUUCGAAAUCUGAUAAAAAAUAGACCUGUUAAUUGAACUUGCGGUAAUGCUUUGUCAUCGUUGCAAGUAUUUUAUUCACGUUUCAUACUAUAUAUAUUGUUCGAUGUCUGAACCAUAAUGAAUCCCUUUUUUUUAUUUUACUGUUAUGGUGUUUUUUUACCAUUUAUUAUAUAAGUGUGCAUUUGACCUUGAGAGUUGCAUUUUAGAAUUGCAUUUAUUUUGUUUUUCCUUAAUAAGAGAUUUGUUAGAUAUUUUGAAUAUCUCACCCCGAAAAUACUUGACACAAAAAAAAUGAAACUUUUCAAGAUAUUCAAACUACACUUGGUAUAAAUGUGUGUCGACAAUACGCUCCUGUAAAGCAAUAAAGCAAGCCCCAUAACUCUGGCCUCAAUAAGAGAUUUGUUGAUUUUUUUGUUAUCUUCAAAAAAUACUUUAAACAAAAAAAUAAACCUUCAAGAUAUUCGUACAAACACGUUGUUGCCAGAGACAAUACGCUCAUGUAUAAUAAGGCCCAUAACUCUGGCCUUAGCAAUUCUUGAGUUAUGUCCCUUAUUCAACUGAAAACAACAGGCAAGCGCUGGUGUUCCCUUUUCACAUCUCUAGUAUUACAAGUAUUUGUUUUAUGCUUUCAUUCAGUAUUAAAUUAUGAAGAAAUCCAUGAAAAAAGUAAUUUUCAAAAAUUAUCGUUUUUGCAUGGAAAUUGUGAAAAAUUGUUUUUUUAUGUUUAUUAGAUAUGAAAUUAAAAGAAAGACAGGGUUUUCUAGCAUAAAAACGAAUACAAGAAAAUAUUAUUGUCUGUAGCAUAAUAACCAAUGAUCAGUAUUGUGAUUUUUCUUGUCGUGCAAUGAUCAUUUUUGGUAGAGUCAUUGUGUUUUAUUUUGCUUAGAAUCAUAUUGAAUAGAAUUGAGUUACAUAAAUUUAGUGAAAGAAAAUUCAUAGUGUGCCAAUUUAUUAUUAUAACAAAACUUUUAAUGAGUACUUAGGCACGUGUGCAUGAUCUAAAUCACGAGGCUUGCGUGUAACGUUACUGUUUUUUCAUGGACACAAGCAUGUUGUCAUGGACAAAGUUUAAAAAAAUAGUGUGCAGUAAAAAAAAAUAGUGUGCGGUAUAAUUGAAUAUUAUUGUAAUUUAUCCGCAGGGUAGUUAUGUAAUGGUUACUCCUAUUCAACUUGUAACCACUCCGAUAUUUGAGUUAAUGUCUACACCUAAUAAAAUACUCUCGCACAUGGUACAUAUGCAUUUUACAAAAUGUUAAUGUGCUUUAAUUUGUGUAUAUGUUAAAGAACAGGUUUAAUGAUUAUUGAAAAUGUUUUAUUGUUGAUUCUUUUAUUCAAUUAAAUGUUUCAAAUUAUAUCUGGAGAGCAGUAACUGUUGCAAUGUAAUUGUUUUAAGAAUUAUAUAUAGUAGUUUAAAUCUAUUUUUAUGUAUAUAAGUUAGAGUAAACAUUCAAUUUAUUAAAGCAAUAUUUAGUACAUUAGUUAUGACUUGUGUUUAAAAUACUGCAGUGACUAUCGAUGUGUGUGUAGGGUUUAUAUAUAUAUAUAUAACUAAAUCAUUUUCCUUAUUUUACUAUUGCACUUGUCAUAUGAAAUAAUUUCCUUAUAAUGUAAAAAAAUAUAUGUUCACAGCCUUGAAUAAAAUUUCAUGCUUUAAUGUUAAACAAACAAUUAUAAAUGUCUUUUAAUUUGAUUACAAGAUUGUAAGAAUUGUAUGAAUUGACUUAUGAAUACUGGCCCCAAUUUCUUGAAACUUCUUAAGCUUAACAGGCUUAAGUCGCAUAUUUCAAUUAGCCAAAAUACACACUAAUAAUGGAUUUUGAUAAAUGAAAAAUGUUUUUUUUUUCUAAUUAGCAUACAGAUUUUUCUUAUAUAAUUUAUAAAAACUCUUAAAGAAGUAAAUACAGUGCAUAUAGAACAACAAAAAUAGUGAGUUUAGGUUAAUCCUGUUAUAAGGGACUUAAGAAGUUUCGAGAAAUUGGGACCUGAUCCUGUAGUCUUACCUAAACCAUAUUUUACCCUAAUGGAGUCAAAUUGACUUGCACACAUUUGAAACAUGUUUGUUCAUAUAAGGAGUGAAAUGUGUAAGAUUACAAUCACCUAAUGUUACCGAACCAAUAAAGGCUCGCCCGCUUGGUCUUGAUUCUUUGCAUUAUUAUAUACCGAACAUGAGCAAAAGUUAUCAUCCUUUAAAGGGGCUUGACACCAUAUGACACAAUUGCAAGAAAAAAAGAAAAUUGUCAGAACCUAACAUCAAAUUGACAUUAUUGUGUACAAUGCAUUGAAUCUUAUUUACUGAUGUAUCACAUCUCUUACGACACAUGCAUCUUUCACAGUUUUAGCGCAUUUUUCCAAUUCAAAAUUUACUAGGGUUGUCUACCACAUAAAUCCCAACGUAGGUAUAUUUAUCUGUACUCAUAAAAUUUUAAAAGGGGAAAAACAUAUGACACAGCAACAUGUUGUUGUGUUUAUGAUUUUAACCAUGUAAAAUGAUGUAUUGAUUUUUAACCACCUGGUGUCUAGCCCCUUUAAGAACUGGCUCUACCAUGGUUUGUCUCUCAUUAUACAUGUAUAAUACUAAUAUAUAUAUAUAUAUCUUGGUGCCUUUAUCUUUAACAUGUGAUAUCUUGUACAUACCACUGUAUAUCGUUGUUUUCCAUUGAAAACCUGAGGCCCCUAUUUCUUGAACAAUCUUAAGACCCUUAUUAAUCAGGAUCAACCAUAGCACACUGUUUUUGUUUUGGUAUUAUUUGUGAAAUAUAUUCAUUUCAAGGGCUCUCAGACUUUUAAGGAAAUUAAGUCGAAGACAACUGUAAUUUACCAUUUUCUGUUUGUUUUAAUCAUUUUAAGUUAAAAAUAUAUUUAAUUGAAAUAAGAUAGUAAUUGACAUAAGCUUCUAAGAGUGUUCAAGGAAUUCGGACUGGAAGGGCUCAACAGCCUUCUAAUUUCAUAUGCUGAAGUCAAUAAUGGAUGAUGUGUUGUUGUGUUACCAUUGAGAGCCAGAAAGGCUUAUCAGCCAUCUUAUUUUAUAUGCUGAAAUUCUGUUUUGGCAGUCAAUUUGGAUGAUGUGUUGGUGUUUACCAUUUAGAGCCAGAAAGGCCUAUCAGCCGUCUUGUUUCACAUGCUGAAAAGCUGUUUUGGCAAUCUGAAUGGAUGAUGUGUUUUUUGUUGACCAUUGCAUUACAAAUAUUCCUUAAAAAAGAUGUUUGUUUAUUUAUACAAGUAGCCUACUUCAACUGGGAUCAGUAUUUUAAUGUAACAUACUCAGUAAAUAUGUGUACAUACAAUUAUAUCAUUUUGUUUUUGUUUUGAAUACUGCAUUCUCAAUUUGAAGUGAUAUAUCUUCUGUGAUUUUUGCAAUAUUGAUUCAAAAUGCCUAUUAUUAAUAAAAAAUCAUUAGUGUAUGCUUGUCUAUAGUUUAUAAAGAUUUAUCAGUGAAAUGAAAAUUAUGGUUAACCUUUUCACUGUUUAGAAAUUAAGCCCACUCUUAUGUCCAAAUCCAGUUCGCACUGGAGCACUGGGAUUCAUUUUCCUUAUAAUGUUUGCAUACAAUUCAGCUUUUACAUUCAACAUUUAGGCAUAUAUCUUGAUUGCUAUCUUACUCAGAAACAGACAAUUGUUCUCUGUUUAUUGCCGUGCACUAAAUGAUUAAGCCUCUUACAUUAUGACAAAUUGUGCAAAAAGAUUGAAAACCACUUUAAAAGAUAGCCAGAUUUUGUCUAUUUAAAUGUUGUGUGCAUUUUAGCCUUUCUAAUAAAAGGUCUCUGAGUUCCAGAUAUUAUACUAAGGAAACUCUGCAAAUACGAUUAAACAUACAAAGGCUUUAAGAUGGUUCUGCAAGUAUUAUAAAGCAUACAGUUGACUUUUGGCUGAUCGUUCAGAACUUUGCUAAAGUUAACAACUUGAUUAACAAUAUUCUUGUUAACUUUUAUAUGUGGAAUAGUUGAUGUCAUCACAAAUUUAAAUAUUAACAAGUUCAGCUCAAACAGAUAGUGUAUCCAUUCAACUUUCAGAGCAGUAGUGAUUUUGAAGUUUACAAUGAUGAAGUUAAUGUUGUUAACUAUUGCAAAGUUCAGAAUAUUCAGCCCAUUAUCAGCUGUUGCCCUAACAAAAUCCUAUGUAAUAGUUAGUAACUGCUCCCACAACCCAUGUUAUUUCAAUCAUGAGGGUAGUGAUUGACUUGACUGUUUGAUACCAUGUUGUCAAGGACAACGUUCAAUAACCAGCCUGUAGUAUAAGUGAAUAACACUGUUAAUUAUCUGCUGGCUAGUUAUUGAACGAGUAUUUUUAACUCUGCCAUGUUGUUACUCUACUGAAAUGGGAGUUGAUGUAAAGAUAAAAACAAGGAAAACUCUUUCAGACAUGGUACAAUACCCUGUUAUUAUGCAAAGUUAAUACUUUAAAAUGUUUUAUUAUGGCUAUUUUACCUGUAAUCCUUCAAGGAUUAUAUUUUUAGUUCAUUGUGCCAAAUGCAGACGAUUGUUUUUAAAUGCUGCAAACUUUAGAAAAUUAGUGAAAAUGACAUAACAGUCAAAACUGGUUGGCUUGAUAUUGCUUGGCUCGAUUUCCUGGUUGGCUUAAACUUGAUAUAAAGGACCGAUUUUUUUUUUUUAAAUGCAAGGCUUGAAGUAUUGUGGCCGGUCCCUGGGAUAUCGAGCCAACAGUUUGGGCUGUAUUUAAAAUGGAAGAUUCCGAGAACGACAAAUUGGCUUUGCUCUUACAUAUACAUGUAUUUUCAUAAAAUUAAUCCCAAAUAUAGAUCUAAAGAAAGUUAAUAAAAGUCUUGCCAGUAUCACAGACCAUAGUGCCAUUGCAGUUAAUUAAUACUUUUUUUUGGCAAUUUAUUAUGUGACUAACUUCAGAAAAUGUGUAAUUAAAAAUUGUUCCCCAAAUCAUUCUUGUUUCAGAUUUUUGAUCUUGGAUUUAAGGUUCUUUGUUGUAUUAAUAUUUAUUUGUGUAUAAUUUUAUAUUUCCAUUUGUAAUUUGCUUAAGUGUUAUUAUGUGUACAUGUUGAAAUGAUAUCUUGUUGAUUAUUUAUAAAUAGCAUAUUUCUUUGAUAUCCUUGUGUUUAUGCAGAGUUCAGGGGCCGCGUAAAUAAAACUUCUUAAGUAAUUUCCUGACUUAAGUCAAUUUCCUAAGUAAAAUAUCUCACCGAUCAUAUGAUAUUGUUACUUUAUAAUAUCUAAAAUGCUGUAUUUUCUUUAAAUUUAUGCAACAGACAUACUUUUAUGUUAAAAACACUCAAACUCUUCCUUAAACAUCAAUAUGAAAAUUUAAGGAAUUUGACUUAAGUUAAGAAAUUGCUUAAGAUGUUUUAUGAAUUUCGGCUCUGUUUAUUACCAUUUCUAUACUUGUUGUUCAAAACUCUUUGUAACUGUUGAAUGCUCAAAUUUGUUUGUUAGAUUAUUAUGUAAAAUAAUUGUCAUUUGUUUUAUUGUCUAAAACAAAUUUUGAACAUUC
Molecule: messenger RNA, 9276 nt
Organism: Mya arenaria
Lineage: Eukaryota; Metazoa; Mollusca; Bivalvia; Myida; Myidae
Product: cyclin-dependent kinase-like 2
Exons: 14
Coding region: 235-2592 (785 amino acids)
Biological process (GO): protein phosphorylation
Cellular component (GO): nucleus
Molecular function (GO): ATP binding; cyclin-dependent protein serine/threonine kinase activity
Source: RefSeq, a predicted model, not a curated record